Messenger RNA from Coniosporium apollinis CBS 100218, 1053 nucleotides. RefSeq lists its product as uncharacterized. The record is from RefSeq and is a predicted model, not a curated record. Gene Ontology annotation, molecular function: fatty-acyl-CoA binding. Bases 1 to 1053 code for a protein of 350 amino acids. Gene Ontology annotation, biological process: fatty acid metabolic process. Lineage: Eukaryota; Fungi; Ascomycota; Dothideomycetes. The transcript is spliced from 4 exons.
AUGUCGGAUUCUGUAGACAGAGUCUUCAGCCAUGCGCUCAACACCGUCAACAAAAUCCGGACCGGUUCCGAGAAGCCACCGUCGGCGGUCCGACUGAAGCUCUAUGGCUUGUACAAACAGAGCAUGGAAGGAGAUGUCGACGGCGUCAUGGACCGGCCCUCAGGCCAAGGAGAAGAGGCGCACCGAGCGCGGGAGAAAUGGGACGCAUGGAAGCAGCAACAGGGGCUCUCGCGCACCGAAGCCAAACGCCGCUAUAUCUCCACCCUUAUAGACACGAUGCACAAGUACGCCUCACCGAGCCCAGACGCGCGCGAGCUAGUCGCCGAACUCGAGUUUGUCUGGGACCAGGUCAAGUCGAACGUCUCCUCGGACUCGUCAUCCUCGUCUCCCCUGCAAAGGCUCUCGAUACCCGGCCUGCACAACCCGCCUACAUAUCCAACGCUAGGGUCGUCGCAGGCCUCGGGCGACUUCCGAAACCAGCAACCCGUCUCGACGAACACGCCGAUGAGGGAAGUGAGCCCGGAGUCUGAAGACCAGGACGCCGAGGAAGAAGAGGCGGAGGAACGGGAAGAGUUUGUCGACGCGCCGGAUUCGCAGUAUGAGCUCGAGCACUUGGAUGAGCGGCGAGCGCAGCGCAGACAAGAAACACAACCCCCAGCCCACACCAACAGACCCCCAAACACUCGCCGACGCUCCUCGCCAAACUCAGAAGAGUCGAAGUGGCGGCGCCGCGUCGAGCAAGCGCUUGUCAAGAUGACAGCCGAGGUCGCCGCACUAAGGGAACAGCUUGAAUCGCGCCGGCUGUUCAGUCAUUCUCGGCGGCACUCGGUUCUUGGGUGGGCAAGGUGGGUAUUCUGGAACGCUGCGAGGGUCGUGAUGGUGGACGUAUUUGUGCUUGGCGUAGUGCUACUGUGGAUGCGGCGGAAGAAGGAUCGCCGGCUCGAGGGCGCGAUCAGAGUGUUACUUGGGGAUGCGGUGACGGAGAUGCAAAGGGUGGGUGGGAAACAGAUUUCGAAGCUGCAAUUGCCUAAGCUAUCUUCGAUCAAGGGCUGA